Spirodela intermedia is the source of this 755-nucleotide messenger RNA. The record is from the annotation of a GenBank genome assembly. Lineage: Eukaryota; Viridiplantae; Streptophyta; Magnoliopsida; Alismatales; Araceae.
AUGGCGAUGCGGCUGUGGGCUUCCUCUAUGGCCAAUGCCCUCGGCGUCUCCCGCGCCGUCGCCGGCGCCCCUCUCCACCCCCCCUUCGCCUUCUCCCGGUGCUUCUCCUCCGGUACUCUCUCUCUCUCUCUCUCUCUCUCUCUCUCUCUCUCUAUAACUUGGUGGGUUACGCGCAGUUCUGGAGGGGCUGAAGUACAGCGCCAGCCACGAGUGGGUGAAGAACGACGGAGGCGUCGCAACGGUCGGCAUCACCGACCAUGCCCAGGUGGAUAUCCUCUCCGACCCUUUCCUCCUCCCGUCUUGGUCAUGAAUCUUUCCGCCGCCGCCUUCCCUCUGAGAUUUCUCUGUUGUGUUCUCCUCGCCGGCGGCGGUCAGGACCAUCUCGGGGACGUGGUGUUCGUGGAUCUGACGGAUCCCGGGGCCGCCGUCUCCAAGGGUGAUUCCUUCGGGAGCGUCGAGAGCGUAAAGGCCACCAGCAGCGUCGACUCCCCCGUCUCCGGCGAAAUUGUAGAGAUCAACACCAAGCUGAAGGAAACCCCCGGCCUGGUAAACCCCCGCCUUCUUCUCUGGCGCAACCGACGGCCCCGCCGGCUGGAAAUAAUCUCCCAUUCUCGGCUCCUCCGCAGGUGAACAGCAGCCCCUACGAGGACGGCUGGAUGAUCAAGGUGAAGCUCAGCGACCCGUCGGAGCUGGACUCCCUCCUGGACCCUGCCAAGUACACCGAACACUGCGAGGCCGAGGACGCCGCUCACUAG